GUUGUAUUUCAGUGAUAUUGAUACAUGGAGAAGUGGGCUAACUCAUUCUCCUGUCUGCCAAGCAAUGUUAACGUUUCUGAAAUUUGUGAUGGCUUAUUCCAGUAGCAUUAAGUAGAUGUUUGAUAGUCGUUCUCCUAGGUUCAUACGGUUUCCAAUGAAUAUUCAAGUUCAGUGACGGUUCUAUUGUUUCAGUGGUGAACACUUCUAUUAUUACUUCAUACCAUGGACUCAUACCAUAAUGAUGGACUUAAGCAGUUUAUAACACCCCUAAAUCGCUUCUCUGUUCCUCUAAAGUAUACAUUCUUCCUUGUUUUGGGAUUUGGGAUCUAUCUUGUCCGGCCUGUCCUCUCUCUGCAAUCUGUUCACCUGCUAAUGGCUGCUGUAGCUGAUUUGUUAGCCAGCUUGUUUGCGCCUUUAUGAAGAAUUGUCCCAAUCCCAAGUACUCAGGUUUGGUUCUGUACCCUUAUGAUGCACUCAUGUCUGAUUUGUCCCACGUGUGCUGUGAUUGGUCAAAACGUAGAAAUCCAGCAGAAAUCUUCGACUAUGUCAUCGGCUGCUUAUUUUGGUCAUGAUGCUUCUUUUUAAAAAGAUCUGCAACAUGGUGGCAGUAUUGGAUGUAAUCACCAAUUUGGAGAAAUUUCCCAUCACCAAAGAAGCACUUGAGGAAACUCGCCUAGGAAAACUGAUCAAUGAUUUAAGGAAAAAAACAAAAGAUGAAGAUUUAGCGAAACGUGCCAAGAAACUUUUGCGCAACUGGCAGAAACUUAUUGAGCCAGGCCAGAAUGACACACCUACACGGUCAGCUCCAGGAACCCCAGGGUCUGCUAAUGGUGGUGCCCACCCAUGCAGAACGGACAUCACGCCACUUACUGUACCACCACCAGGGAAGAUUGGCCCUGAGGUCAAAAAUCGAAAUGACAUCCACAACACCUACUCUCCCAAAGCAGAGAAGUCAGGUAGUCGCAAGCGCAAGGAUGAGAACAGGGACAGUCUCCACCCACCUGCAAAAAUGCCUAAAACCUCUGCAUACGAGCAGAUGUCUUCCUGCACCUCACCGUCAACCAAUGGAAUUGGAGGCAGCCCAGAGACUCCUUCAGAAAGGGAUACCCUCCAGCCCUCUGACAGAAACCGCACUGAGCACCUUGAGAAUGACCGACACAGUAAGAUUCCUGUCAACGCUGUUAGGCCUCACUCUAACUCCCCAGGGCUAACCAAACUGCCUAGCACUUCGUCCCUGAUCAAAACGGCAGUCCUACAGCAGCAUGCCAGAUUGGAAGGUGGCAGUGGAGGACCGCAUCAGCCCAAAAGCCCUCGUUUCUCCUCCCACAGCCCCCGCAGCGCAGCGCAGGAGAUGCUCUCCAAGAGGUCUUCAACUUGCGCCCCUAAGGAGAGUCUCUCCAGCCCAUCGCCUAGCUCUGCUCAAGUGCCCUCUCCCUCGCCCGUCUUGCAGUCGUCACUGUCCCCGGCCACAGAGUGCUUUGCUGUGGAACGCUCUCCAACACGACACGAACCCUCUCUGCACUUCCAUGGUUCCACAGAGCCUGCCUACCACCCCCAACACAGCACUGUAACGCAAGAGUGUCCCCCGGGCUCUUUGCAAGCCUCGCAUAUUCAUAAAGCCCCUGACUCUCACAGACACGGCACCUCUGUGGAGGCCAGUGCGGGGGAAUGUGAAGUUGUGACCUCAUGCCCCGAUGGUAAAAGGAGUAAAAAGUACAGGUCUAGAGACUAUGUAGUCAACCUUCAAGGGCAGCCUUUAGAGGACAAGACAAAGCCUGUGCGCUUAAAAGAGCGAAGGUUGACCUUUGACCCUGUGACUGGUCAGAUAAAACCCCUCACCCCAAAAGAGUCCCACUUUGAGGAAGAAAGCCCAGUGCCGCAACCGCCGCCGCCGCUGCCGCCACCACCACCCCCUGCCGCUGAGCCCAAUCAGCAAAAGCCCCCCGCGCCUCUCCCCAGCCCCUUCCAACAGACAAACUGGAAAGAGCUGUCCAGGAAUGAAAUUAUCCAGUCAUACCUUAACAUUCAGAGCAAUGUGCUCACCUCCUCUGGGGCACAGACCCACGGAGCUCACUUUUUCAUGACAGAAUAUUUAAAACGAGAGGAGCACGACACAAAGGAGACCAGAAAGACCCACGUGUUGGUGCCCAGCAAACCUGAAUCAGACUUGCCUGGUGUGACCAGGGACGUGUCUGAGGACGACCUUAAUAGAAUAAACACAAGUCACUGGCCAGGGGUCAAUGGUUGUUGUGAUACUGUGGGCACCUGGUAUGAUUGGACAGAGUGCAUAGCCUUGGACCCACAUGGAGAUGAGGGUAAAUUGAACAUCUUGCCAUAUGUCUGCCUAGACUGAGAGAACUGGGCCUCUCUUGUCUUUUUUUUUUUUUUUUUUUUUGUCUUCAUGAAAAAGUGACAUGUCCUUGAUUGUACUAACUAUGAUCUGGCAAUGUCACAACCACAGUUGCCCCCUCUGGCCUCCCUUGUAUUUGUCAAUCAGAAUGGUGAAAUGGGAUGCUGAGUGUGCAGAGGUGGCAGGUUGUGAUUUUCCAUGCAUGGUUUUGCAAAGGCGCUCCAUUACAAAGUGCUGCUAGAAUUGCAGGCAAGAGGUCUAAAGAAAUACAGAGAUUGGGUGUAGUUGGCCAGUUAUUGCACGGGUGUGUGGGAAAAGCAGUCAAGGAUUACGACAAGCACAGGUAAGACUGAAAGUGUCCAGCAAGUCAGAAAGAAUUUAACUUGUUUGGAAGUUACAAGAAGCUUUAUGUGACUUAAAAAAAUAAUAAAUUAUAAUUUUUCUUAUCA
This is a messenger RNA of Alosa sapidissima (American shad), 2799 nucleotides long. RefSeq names its product cofactor required for Sp1 transcriptional activation, subunit 7 (gene crsp7). Lineage: Eukaryota; Metazoa; Chordata; Actinopteri; Clupeiformes; Clupeidae. Gene Ontology annotation, molecular function: transcription coregulator activity. The record is from RefSeq and is a predicted model, not a curated record. The coding region runs from base 569 to 2353 and encodes 594 amino acids. Gene Ontology annotation, cellular component: nucleus; mediator complex; core mediator complex. Gene Ontology annotation, biological process: positive regulation of gene expression; regulation of transcription by RNA polymerase II. The transcript has 3 exons.